Molecule: messenger RNA, 2069 nt
Organism: Gordionus sp. m RMFG-2023
Lineage: Eukaryota; Metazoa; Nematomorpha; Gordioida; Chordodea; Parachordodidae
Product: transmembrane protein 104 homolog
Exons: 10
Coding region: 70-1935 (621 amino acids)
Source: RefSeq, a predicted model, not a curated record
CUCAUUUUGGGCAGGUCUAUGACCAACGUGCAAGAUAAGAUAAGAUACGAAUCAUAUGUUUAAGCAAUAAUGACGGGAAAGGCUCACAUGAAUCCAAUUUUUGGUUAUAUAUUUUUAUUUAAUUUGAUAAUUGGAACGGGAGCAUUGGCUUUGCCUAGAUCAUUUAGUUUAGCAGGGUGGAUUUUGGGCAGUUUAGGUUUGAUUGCGAUCUGUUUUUUCAGUUAUAUGUGUGCCUCAUUUUUGCUUGAAGCUUUGUAUAUAUCAGAUAUAAUAAAAAAAGAAGAAAAAUAUAGUAUUCAAAAUGAAAAAUGCCCAUUAUUAGAUAAAUAUAUUAAAGAUCAGGGUGAUUUAAAAUUUUACAAUAUCCAAGAUAAAAUUGAAAUGGGAGAAUUAACAUCAAUUUAUUUUGGAAGAUUGGGAAAAUACAUUUUUUAUUUAAGCCUUAUUAUAUAUCUUUACGGGGAUUUAACAAUAUAUUCAGUUGCAAUAUCUCAAACACUCUCUGAUAUAACUUGCAGUGUACAUAAUAACAUAUCAUCCAAUGAUUCUAAUCCAAAUAUUUGCAAUUUAUUUUAUUGGAAAUUUGCAAAAUCAAAAUUGUAUCAUAUUUAUCUGAUUGCAUUCAUUAUACUAAUUUUCCCAUUUACUUUGUAUCAAAUUGACAAAACAAAAUAUUUACAAAUUUUAACAACAAUAGCUAGAUGGGCAGCAUUUGCACUCAUGAUAGGCUUAUCUAGCGCCAGAAUUUUUGACCAUAAUCAUCUCAAUACUCCUAAUUCUACUAACACUCUAUCAAUGAACGAUUAUGCAUCAAAUCAAACCGUUAUUGGGCCCAAAUUAUGGGAUUUUAAAGGGUUACCAUCUCUAUUUGGUAUAGCAGUAUACGCAUUUAUGUGCCAUCAUUCCAUUCCAUCUUUAAUCACGACUAUGUCGGCUAAACGAAUUCAAUUACCGUCAUUUUGGAUUAAAAUUAAGAAUAUGUUCUCAACCUAUAAGGCCAUUGAUCUCAAUCAUACAAACGACAUUCCAUCGCCGGUAAAUCGAAUAGCGACAAACGUUAUGGUGACCCCUUUUGCGAUUUUUUUAAUGACCUACGUGACGGUUUUAAUUUUUUACAUUCUUCUUAGUGUUUUAGCUUGUUUCGCUUUUCCACCCGGCCCCGGACAACCCGUCAUCAAAGAUUUGUUUACCCUAAAUUUCGUGUUUCCUCAAAAUGAAAAUAAACUUAAAUUGCUAUUGGGUUAUUUCUUGGCUAUUUUCCCCGUUUUUCCCUUAGCCACCAACUUUCCCAUUUUAGCCAUAACUCUAAGAAACAACAUUUGGGAUUUGAUGCGCUUUCUCACGUCAGCUAAACCUGAUCAUCUUAUACAAGGACCAAAUUACGAUAACAACGUUUCCAGCGGGAACGAUUUAAAUGAUAACUUUUCUCGUGAUUGCGAAAGGGAAGAUCUUAACCAUACAAAAUUGGGUCUAAAUGGAGAUCGGGAACAACUGAUAACCUCUAAUUUAAAUACUCCUCCCUCGGUCAGAAAAUUCGCUCACCUACAUUCUAUUUUUUCUCGCCACAACGCUCUUUUGAUUCGCCUCAUGAUCUUAGGAAUAACGAUAGGACCUCCAUUCAUAAUAGCUUGGUUUUCCCCAUCUAAUCUUGGCUUAUUAGUGACUCUUACGGGCGCUUACCCUGGUUUAGCAAUACAAUGCCUUUUUCCUAGCUUGAUCAUUUACAAGGCACGAAAACAGUUUGAACGUGCGUCUCUGGAGAGAUAUAAUGGUAUCGAAGACAAAGGAGAGAUGGAGAAUAAAGCCUGGUCAGCUUACAAAAAAAUUCUCUUAAAAAUGCCCUACAAAUCGAAUGUUUGGAUUAUGGGAACUUUUAUUUGGGUAUUUAUUUGCCUAACUUUAGUGACAAUUCACUUUUUGUUGGAUAGGAAAUAAAACUCAAUACAUCAAAUACUUUUUAAUUAGUAUACAUAUUUAGAUACGUUUAUUUAUUGUAUAUAAUAUAUAUAGAUACUAUAUUUAUAUUGGUUUGCAAAUGUUUAAAAUGUAGUAAUUUAAAAUGGUUUGAA